AUGGCUUACUCUGAAUUUCUCCGGGGAUUAAGGCACAAUGGUUUUAAAUUUGACCUGGUUAGGAAAAAGAUUCGGACAUACGCAGGUGUUUUGCGGGAAGCCGAAGCUUAUAUUGAAGCAGCGGACUUUUGUUCGCUCACGAAAUCAGAAGCGCCGGCCAAGGGGGCUGAGAAAAAACCUUCUCAGCAAGACUCGGCCGACCAAAAGAAAGAAGGAAAAAAGAGAAAAGAAGUCUGGGUGGCUGAUGCCCAGCCACAGAAGUCCAAGAAGGUCAAGGCGUACGAGCCCCAGUUUGAAUUCAACAAGGAUUGUUAUUCUAUCUUGAUGGAAAUCAAGGAUAAGUUUGAAUUUGAGAAGCCACAGCCGCUAAGAGGCUCGGCUCAGUAUAGGAACAAGAACAAGUACUGUCAUUACCACAAGGACGUGGGACAUGACACAAACGAUUGUAUUAAUUUGAAGAGAUUGCUGGACAAGCUAGCCGAGAAGGGCAUGCUGAAUUCGUAUGUGAUGAAGUCCAAGUUCACUUACACACGGACGAACAACACGUCCGAGCAAAGACAGAAGAAUGAUAAGAAUAAGGAUAAAGAAGAUAAAGAAGAUGAUGGUAACAACACUGAUUCAGGCUUUGUGGCCGUGAUAUCAGGAGGAUUUGCCUCAGGCGGCCCCAUUAUGAAAGGUAUCAAGCAGGACGCUCGGAACUUGGGAAAGGUGAUGCAAAUGGACUCAGUAAAGGCCGAACCCUUCCCCGAAGUAAUCAUCAGUGAGGCCGAUCGGGGGGAGGUCAAAGCGUUACACAAUGAUCCAAUGGUAUUCAUUAUGAAGAUAGCCAAUUUGAAGGUCGGACGAAUAUUGAUUGACACGGGUAGCGCGGUUGAUAUCAUCAGCCUGGCUGCCUUGAAAAAUAUAAGCUUCCCAGAGGAUGCUCUCCAUUACAUCACUCACCAGUUGGUCGAAUUUGGGGGGAAUGUCAUCCACCUGGUGGGCCGGACAUAUUUACCCGUCCGAUUUGGGCAAAAAGGGGAAGGAAGAGAUAUGGUUGUCCGCUUCUUGUUUGUGAAAGAGCUGACUAGAUAUAAUGUCAUACUCGGCCGUCCUACACUGAAUGUAGCAAAAGCAGUCAUUGUGCCUCACCUAAUGCUGCUAAAGUUUGAGAGGACGGACGGGAAAAUAGGUACAAUCCAAGGAAGUCAAAAGAUGGCAAAGGAAUGUAAUCAGUUGGCGGUUAAGCCUAUAGCGCGCGGACCAAAAUCGUCCGAGCCAAAAGAAGAAGGAACCUCACUCCCAACUCACCAGGUCGGCCAGAAGCGUAAGGCGGCCAAGAUAGAGCAAGCAUAG
Chenopodium quinoa (quinoa) is the source of this 1335-nucleotide messenger RNA. RefSeq lists its product as uncharacterized. The transcript has a single exon. The record is from RefSeq and is a predicted model, not a curated record. The coding region runs from base 1 to 1335 and encodes 444 amino acids. NCBI's taxonomy places the organism in Eukaryota, Viridiplantae, Streptophyta, Magnoliopsida, Caryophyllales, Amaranthaceae.